Messenger RNA from Pocillopora meandrina, 345 nucleotides. The record is from the annotation of a GenBank genome assembly. Lineage: Eukaryota; Metazoa; Cnidaria; Anthozoa; Scleractinia; Pocilloporidae.
UAUACAAACAUCUUUUUUAACAUUAUUACCAUCCAUGCGACAAGGAAAACCGCGUUGUUGCCAAAACCUUUGAGAACAUUAUUACUGAGCCUAGCUGCCACCGAUGUUGGUGUUGGUUUGUUGGUCCAACCACUCUACAUUUCUACCUUGGUGAGCAGGUUAAAACAAAAACGUAUCGACUGCAUUUACGACAAGGGAUUGUCCGUCGUUAUCAAUUUCUUUUGUAUAUCCUCGUUCUUAAAUGUUGUAGCCAUAAGUGUGGACAGGUUCUUAGCUGUUCAUCUUCAUCUCAGAUAUCAAGAACGUGUCACUCACAAGCGCGUAAUUGCCGCCGUGAUAUCAAUA